AUGGUGUCGUCGUCUAUGGGCUCGCAGCGGUCCGCAAACGAUGCCUGGUCCCCGUAUAGCACUGGCUCCACUGUAGACACUAUCCAAGAGUCGUGUAACUGCAGCACUGGGGCGGAGGGCAUCCUGGACCCUGAGGAGUGCGACCCUAAAUCAGGCCAGUGCUCGUGUGACGUGGGCUACGUGGGUCUACAGUGCGAGGACUGUGAGGAGAGCUUCUUCACCAACGGGACCAGCGGCUGCCUGCCCUGCGCCUGCGACUCCUACGGGGCCGUGAACCACCUCUGCGACAGCUCAGGGACUUGUGUGUGCAAAACCGGAGUCUAUGGCCCCAAAUGCGACGACUGCCACCCAGGAUUCUUCCACUUCAGCAGCACGGGCUGUAGACCCUGUCAGUGCAACAACCACACCAGCAACUGUCACCCCCAGUCUGGUGUGUGUUUGAACUGUGAGGGGAACACUCAGGGCUCCAACUGUGAGGAGUGCAGAGCCGGCUUCUACCGCAGUCCGAGCAGCGCCCUGGGGGACCCCUGUGUGCCCUGUCCCUGCUCCAACACCAGCUCCAACGGCACCUGCCACACCGAUGGCCGCGGGUCGGCGGUGUGCGACCGCUGCCUGCCGGCGUACACCGGGCCACAGUGCGCCCAGUGCAGCGCAGGCUUCUUCAGACGGGACGCCCUCUGUGUGCCCUGUGACUGCAGCGGCAACUCGGACCCCCGAGGGCCCCCCCAGAUCUGCCAUCCGCAAACAGGACAGUGUCUGAGCUGCAUCAACAACACCACAGGACCCCAGUGCCAGCUGUGCACGCCUGGAUACGUGGGAGACGCCAAAGCGCACAACUGCACACGGCCAAAUCCCCUGCUUCCUCCCACACCUGUCCAGACCACCACCACCACCACCACCACCACAGAGGCUCCCACGUCUCCCGCGACCAGAUCCACUUCCGCCUCCACCUCUGGCCCAAAGGCGCUGCCCCCUUCCACCUCCAACACCUCGUCCUUGAGCCCGACCACCACCCAGGCCCUCCUCACCAGCCUUGGCAGCCCCACGGACAACACCACGGCCGCCCUCACCGAAGUCUCCUGGACACAAUUCAACAUCAUCAUCCUGGCGGUCAUCAUACUGGUGGUGCUGCUGCUGCUCGGCUUCGUGGGCGGGGUCUACACCUACCGCGAGUACCAAAAUCGCAAGCUCAACGCGCCGUUUUGGACCAUCGAGCUGAAGGAGGACAACAUUAGCUUUAGCAGUUACCACGACAGCAUCCCCAACGCGGACGUAUCGGGUUUGCUGGAGGACGAAGCCAACGAGGUGGCCCCGAACGGUCAGCUGGCCCUCACGACGCAAGGGAACUGCUAUAAGGCUUAG
Knipowitschia caucasica is the source of this 1362-nucleotide messenger RNA. Lineage: Eukaryota; Metazoa; Chordata; Actinopteri; Gobiiformes; Gobiidae. The record is from the annotation of a GenBank genome assembly.